CCUCCUCUGUUGCUCUCCUCCAGGUUUCUUCCUUUUUUCCCCUGAAGGGUUAUUUGGGAGUUUUUCCUGGUCCGAUGUGAGGUUUUGGGGCAGGGAUGUCUAUGUGUACAGAUUGUAAAGCACUCCGAGACAAAUUUGUAAUUUGUGAAAUUGGGCUAUACAAAUAAACUGAAUUGAAUUGAAUUGAAUAUGUAAUAAAGAUGAUUAAAUACAUUGUUUUGUUUAAUAUUGAAUAAAGAUGAUAAAAUACUUAUGUUUAAUAUAUAUGAUGAAAUACUUAGGUAUGUUUAAUAAAAGAUGGUGAAAUAUUUAGUUAUGUUUAAUAAAUAUGAUGAAAUACUUAUAUAUGUUUAAUAAAAUGUGAUUUAGGGCGACUAUGGGUCAGUGGGUAGCAGGUCCGUCUUUCAAUCAGGGGGUUGGAGGUUCAAUUCCCGCCCUAGUUGAUGUGUCUUGAGCAAGGCACUUGACCCUGAAUUGCUCCCUUUAGCUGCGUCUACGGUGUAUGAAUGUAACAGGAUUGUAAGUCGCUUUGGAUAAAAGCCCUCCCCCUCAGCCAGAGUCAAAAACACUUCAUCCAGGGUCUUUAAUCUGAGAGCGUCAUAAGAGUCAAUGACGAAAAUAAAACAAACUCUGCUUUUCCCUCCGAGAAAUGUAAUAUACUCUGUUUUAUUAAAGUAUUCAAAAAAUCAGGCAUUCUUCUCAUCUGUAGGCCAUCACAAACACAGCAAAUGCCCGCAGGACUUUCACAAUGUUGACAGUGAUGUAAACCCCUGAACCAGACUGCAGCAGUCCCCAUAGCAACAGAGGAGAGGGAGGGCAUCACACAAGGCAGAGAGACACAUCAUGAGUCAGGCCACUUGAGUUCACAUCCCAAGCUGUGUAGAAUCUUUAAGCACUAAAAACACAACCACACACCACACAGAGCAUCAUAUUCCCUCUGAGAGCUUCAAACAUGAGGGAUAUCAGUUGGCUCCAAUUUCCACACAGGCAAAGAUAUGGUACGAUCCACCCUCAUAAUAAAACCCUCACCGAUGGUUUCCCCCUCCCUCCGCCUGGCAGGUACCACUUACAGCCAGGGGAGGGGGGUGAGGGGGAUCCUAUCCAUCCACCACACAUCUAGUGCUCAUUGUGGAUGGAUUGCAGUGCACUGAACUGUACAGAGCAGGGUACCAUCCAGGCUGUUGUCUGUGAGGGGUGGGGUCCGGCUACACCGAUACCACCAGACGUACGCUUAAAGAGGAUCACAGAGGCAGAAAAAGAGAGGCAAAAAGAGAGAGAAGAGGGGGGAAGAUUGUACCUAAGGAGGACGACAAAACGGGUAAGAAUAAAAGGGAGUGGAUGGAGAUGGAAGGAAAAGGACAAUGGAGAAAGGUCCAGAAGGGUUCGGAUAGAUCUGUUCCUCUGCUGCUCGGUUCCCCCCCCUGUUGACAAUCCAUCCGACUCCUUUUUCAUCUGUGACACAUCAUUUUUUUUCUUCAAUCAUUUGCACAUUUGUUCAUAAUUUCAUGAAUGUCUCUGGCUGCAGUGCUUAUUUACGCGCUCGUAGUGGGAGACUCUGUUGGCCAUGGUGAGUAGAUCGGACCAUUUGGCCCGGUUCACAUGUGUUCUUAGCAUUUGAUAGAAUGUACUUUAAGCUUUUGUUUCAAUAUAAGAUGACAUGAUGGAUCGGAUGUGCUGAUUUUAAGACACAAUGUUGACUGAUAUAUAUACUGCAUCAUUGGGGACUGACAUGUUUCAUGCUAUCUUGCUUGCUCUGCAGCCAACGCUGCCAUAAUAUAUAUACAAGCAAUGAAUAUUAUCAUUGUUGACUAUAAAUUGUAUCAUAUGACAUAAUACUGUACGUUAUUUUUUUAUACACAUACUGUAGUUAGUUUGUUGAACCACCCACACUCAUUGAAAAGCUAACUUUGCAAUCAAUAACCCUCGGUGGGUGAGUAGAAAAUAAUAUUAUCAACCGUAACUCAUUGCAACACCAUUUAUAUGAUUGUAUCUAUUUAAAAAUACAUUUGGUCAAAGUGACGAAUUGUAUUUCCGGGAUAUAUGGAUGACUCAUUCCUGAAGAAGCAGAGCUACAGGGGAACUAUUUCAUGAAACACUGACACAAACAAAUGCAAAGGUUUACAGAAGGUCUCUCCGUGCAUGAAGCGUACAUGCUGCUUUGUUUUUGUUGGCCAGGAUGAACGCAGACACACCCGUGAACAGCGCCAUGAGUGCCGGCCAAGCCAGGAAGCUGGUUGAACAGCUGAAGAUAGAGGCUAGUUUUUGCAGGAUAAAGGUAUCGAAGGCGGCCGCUGACCUGAUGGCGUACUGCGACGCGCACUCCUGCGACGACCCGCUCAUCACCCCCGUGCCCACCUCGGAGAACCCUUUCAGGGAGAAGAAAUUCUUCUGCGCUCUUCUUUGAGACCAAUCAGGGAUUGUUGUGAAAAACGGUACAACUGUACAGUGUGUACAUGUACUUCUGAUCUGAAUAAGAUGUCAAUGUACUGUAGUAACCUUGCAUAAAAGCUGCCGAUGUACAGUACACAACAUCUACGAAAAAGUGACUCAAACUAAAUUCUUUAACCGCAAUUAGAGGAGAAGAACAAAUAAGAAGAAAAAGAAUGUUAAAGUAAACCUGAAAUCAAUUAGUAAAGACUAAAAUACAUUGAAGAAACAGCUGUCAUGUUUGUAAACACAUUUCAUGCUCAUAUAUAUUGCAGGUAAUUGGCGAAAGGAAAACCGUGUGGGCGUCAAGUAUCUCCCUGGGCCCAGGAACAGACCUGUAUGGAUUCUGCAGGGUCAGUUAUCCUACAAAAAUGAAAAAAAGUCUCCAAACUUUUAAGAUCUGUUGAGGAAAAAAAAGGAAAGACAAGACCAGCCAAUGUUAGGAGUUCCCAUGUGGUGGUUACGUGUAGGUGGAGUAGUAACUCCUCUCCAGUCUAGGUGUGCUGUACUUCCAGGUAGAGGUCUUCAUUCUCUCUCCAACAUUUAGAUCGUCCUUAAAGAGCUAUGUCCCACAUGUUGUCAAUAUAUGUUGUAUUCCUCAUCCACUUUCCCAUUGUGGCCGGUUUAAGACAACAGCUGCGUACAAUCAUCCAAUGGAUUUAGCAAGAUUUGAGCGCUUUGCUCAUUUCUAGGCUGUUGCUGUAGCGUGUAACAUACGUGUGAAUGUGUGAACAGGUACUACUGUGAAGGGUGAGCAACAGCAUCCGAUCACAAUAAAAUGUAAAAUCAAGAUUUUAUAAUAGCACAGAACCCCCCCCCCCCCUCAAAUAAAAGAAACCGAACAACAUUCCAUGUAUUAAGGACAUAAUCAACGCCAUUAAAGCAAAGUCAGAUAUUUGAUUGACUGGAACAAUUUAAAAAAGUACUUUUAAAGAAUACGUCAUUGUUCACAAUCACGUCUGAGUUCUCCAGAGCCGAGGGCUUCUUCAGUCUAACGUCACCAUUCGUUCACGGGAAUGACUCUGGGAUUCCCCAUUUUACUUAAAAGGUGUCCCUUUCUCUGCAGUUAUUUCUCCAUCCACAAACACAUGAAAAGCGCUCAAUUGGAGAUCCCUCGGACAUCAAGAGCUCCAUGACAUCUUUGACAUAAUAAAUAAACCUUUUGUGAACCCUUGCUCUGAACUGGUAAAAACAAUAAACCAAUGUAUUGUCAAAAACA
Pseudoliparis swirei is the source of this 3646-nucleotide messenger RNA. RefSeq names its product guanine nucleotide binding protein (G protein), gamma 3 (gene gng3). Gene Ontology annotation, cellular component: heterotrimeric G-protein complex. Lineage: Eukaryota; Metazoa; Chordata; Actinopteri; Perciformes; Liparidae. Gene Ontology annotation, biological process: G protein-coupled receptor signaling pathway. Bases 2177 to 2404 code for a protein of 75 amino acids. The transcript has 2 exons. Gene Ontology annotation, molecular function: G-protein beta-subunit binding. The record is from RefSeq and is a predicted model, not a curated record.